Siniperca chuatsi (mandarin fish) is the source of this 4325-nucleotide messenger RNA. RefSeq names its product nucleophosmin 1b (gene npm1b). The transcript has 11 exons. Gene Ontology annotation, biological process: ribosomal small subunit export from nucleus; ribosomal large subunit biogenesis; regulation of centrosome duplication. Lineage: Eukaryota; Metazoa; Chordata; Actinopteri; Centrarchiformes; Sinipercidae. Gene Ontology annotation, cellular component: ribonucleoprotein complex; nucleolus; nucleoplasm. The record is from RefSeq and is a predicted model, not a curated record. Gene Ontology annotation, molecular function: RNA binding; chromatin binding; histone binding. The coding region runs from base 77 to 997 and encodes 306 amino acids.
CAUGUUCUGCUUUCCCAUUGGCUCGAUGAUGUGUCCAUCACACCAGUUUACGUAAGCGUAACCAGCCACUACAAAGAUGGAGGACGAUAGCUCAGAUUUGAGCAGACCACAAAUUUACUUAUUUGGUUGUACCCUCAAAUCGGACAAACGGGAGUUCAGAGUUGACGUACAAGACGAUGAUACGGAGCAACAGCUGUCACUCAAAGCAGUGUGUCUGGGAGCCGAGGCUGAGGAUAAGUUCCACAUGGUUGAAGUCGAGGGCCUCACUUAUGAUGGAAAAACGACCAAAGUGCCACUGGUUGUCCUGAAACCGUCCAUCCUGCCCUCUAUGAGUUUAGGUGGAUUUGAGAUCACACCUCCAGUUACCUUCCGUCUCCAGUCCGGCUCUGGACCAGUUCACAUCAGCGGGCAGCAUUUUGUUAGUGUGAAGGAUUCAGAGGAUGAAGAAGAGGAGAACAACAGCUCACCAGUGAAGAGGCCUGCAAGCCUGAUGUCGGGGAUGAAGCCUCCAUUGGUAUCCACCUCAAAAAAACUGAAGAUGGAUUCUGACAAUGAUGAAGACGACAGCGACGAGGAUGAUGACGAUGAUGAAGAUGAUGACAGUGAUGAAAAUGAUGUGAAGCCUCAGAAGAAUGUUGGAAAAGAGCUCAAAAAAAGCCCAGCAUCAACACCAAAAAAGCCCAACAAGACUCCAGUGAAACAAAACGGCCCUGCAGAAAAACCAUCAGGAUCAGCAGUCAAACAACAGAUUAAGCUGAUAUAUUUUUUCAAGACACCUGCCCCAGCAAAAGACAAACCCCAGGCUGGCCCAUCUAAAUCUCCCUCUCUGCCUGAGAUUAAGAGCAAGUUGUCAACCGCAGCCAAGGAGGGAAAACCACUACCGAAGACAGAGCAGAAGUUUGAAAAUUUCGUGAGGAGUUCUUUUAAAAUCUCAGACAAAAAAGUGGUCAAGGACCUUUGGAGUUUUGUACAAACUUUGAAGAUUGAGAAGAAGUAACACUUGUACUUUGAAGCAUUUGUAUGUUUUGCAUCCUGCAAGACAUUUAAAGGUACAGUCUGCGAGAUUUCCUACUUGGCCAUAUUAUGUCAUCAGUGCUAAUUAUGAGUUGGAGUGAACAGAAGGACUGAGAAUGGGUAAAGCCAUUACUGAUUCAGGUGUCAUCGUUUUUUUAGAUGCGAAGCACCUCCUUGAGCUAGUUCGUAAUUCACUCACAAAGUCACUCAUUCACUUUUAGCAGAAGGGGUAGCUGUCCCCUUCAUCACAUUCUAUAUAGGGAAGGAAAGUAAUAGUACUAACAAUUACGACCUGCAGAUGUCUAUGUUUCCAUCCUACAGGAAAGAAAUAGCUUCUGCAAUUUUAACACUUGCGCCACCUGCAGGCAAUAAAUGUUGCACCUGCAGAUUUUUAUAGCUGCAGUAAAUAACAGAUAUGUAAAUAAUUAGGUCACAACAAAUUUUAUAAUUCAAGUAUUCAGAGCCAAAGACAAGACAGAUCCUAGUCAAGUUAGUCAUUGAUAAUCUUUUUUUUUUUUUUUGGACUCUAGGUCCUAAACACCCCCUUCAAUUUUUGAUGCUACAACAAGGAGUCGUCAAAGACAAACAUUUUCAAAUCCUACACACGAGGGCUCUUAGAAGUAAAAUAAAUCGUCAAACAGCGGCUGUAAAAAUGAAAGCAACUGCAGGUGGUUUAACUGUCAAAUUAAAGAAGCUAUUCCUUUCCUUGCCUGUAGAAGGUGAGAUUGGCAUACCUGCAUCUUACUUUUUUCACAUGUAGUUUUUGCAUUGGAGCUGCAGGUGUGAAACUGCUCGUGAUGCAGCUCUGCAAUUUGAUGAUAUUGGCUGAGCCUGGUUUCAGGUGCUUCGCAUCCAUAACACUGUGUGUCCUUGUUAAGUCAACAAUGCAAUAGGAGAUAUUGCAGAAUGUGCCUUUAAAUAUCUCUACUGUAAACUAAGAUACAUCAAGAGUCCCAAUUUAUGUGAAUUUGAGCAGUAUAUACAAGGAUGCUUAAGACAGCUGAUACAGGGGGGACAGUGACAAUAUAUUUUUUCAUCCAAGUGUUGUUUUGUUAUUUUAGGUUCGGUCUGGCUUUAUGAAGCAUUUUUUACUUGCGAAACAUGCUUACAGAUUGUACUAUGGAUUUGUUUGGCAUAAUUACUCUAUACAUAUUGUACAGAAAUUCAUCAGCAUAUGUUGAGAUAACAGUUUUUUAAAUUGUGUCACUCAGUUUGCAAGAGUUACUUGCAAACUGAAAAUCAGCAAAAAGAUUAAACUGUUAAAAAAAAGAUUGCAAUCUAGAAACGGUAAGAACCAUACAGUAUAUCUACAUGGAUGUGUGCAGUUUUAACUUGCUUGUUACAUAUCUUUACCAGUUAAUCUCUUGAGUUAAAAAGAAAUGUUUCAUCCUGUGUUUUUACCAGGAACACACCUGACAUUUCUAGAUGAGAGCAGUUUCAUUCUUUGUUUUUUUUUAAUACUUUCAAUACAAAUGUAGGUGAAUUUAUAUUAGGGUAAUCAACUUGCAGAACCUGCGCAUUUUACAAAGCUGCUGACUGUACCUGUUUCAGAAGGCAUUUUUGGAGUGUGAAUUCAUAUCAAAUCCAUUAACAUCUGUGAUAACCUGAUAGCAUAUUCAUUACAGUGAUUAUAGCCAACAAUCAUCUGUACCAAAAAUGUUCAUAAGAGCAGUACACAAAGAAUACUCAAGAGUAUUAUGAGCUCUAUAAAACCAACACAGAUGCCCCGACUAUAAUGUUUUUCUAUAAUAUACAUUAUAUACAAAAAGUUAAAAACAAGGCAAAUAGAUUAGCUAGCUCCAGGGCUAUAUUUACGACGUGGCACUAACACUGUUUUCAAUAUAUUUCAGUGUUCUCUAAUGCACUAAAAACAGAUUACAAGCCUAUGAUUUACACAGCUUAUUUUAUUUAUGACAACAUAAUGAUGAGGUAUAUAUCACAUCACAGUAACAUGGCGUCACCUUUACAGAAACCCCAUAAAGAACUCAACCCCAUAAUUGUUUGCACUCUUGAAUAUCAGUGCUCUGAUGACAAUAAGCAUACACUUGCUCUGCUUAUAACGUGUUUAUGAUCCUGUAUAAUGCCUUUUACAAGCCAAAUGUUGGCAGAUUAAUACCAUCUUUAACCAAUCAAAUUGCUUGGUUCAACCUGUUGUCUGUAAAGGUAAUUUACUUAAAUAUUACAUUUUGAAUAUCUGUAAUGUCCUCUUUGUAGCGAGGUUUCAGUAGGAGCAGGUUGCCAUCACUAGGAUUUAUUUUUGACUUGCGUAUGAGUUCGUGACGGAGUCUUUCCUUACUGAUUUUUUAAUGCUCCCCUUAAUUAACUUUUUUUUGUAAAUAAGUCUCUUGCUUUUAUUUAGAAAUACGGCAGCUGAACAAUUAUAUUUUUAAGUGUGUGCUUAAUCCGCCCUUGCUAAUAGCUGGUUUUGCAGCUUGGAUCUGUUUUGAUCUUUAUUUGAAAUGUUGUGUUCUAGUUUCGUAUAGAAGUGUUUUCUGUUGAGUAUAAAACCCCUUUUAAAAUGUUGGAAAUACUGUCCUGUUUUUGUUAACUUUUCAUUUUAGCCUUACUGUUUGGUUGUCCUGCUAUGAUUCUGUACGGAGUAAUUAAGCCAGUACCUAAAUAUGUCCAAGUGGGAAAAAAAGAGAUUGUGAUCUUUGUUGAUAACCUGAUGUAAGGUUUAGGGCUCAUUAUUUUUAAUCAUUUUUUAAUAACAAAAAUGUGGUUGAAAUUUGGUUUUCAAAAAUACAAUUUGCAACAAACACUGUAGUUUUGCUCUUUACAAUGCUGCUAGCAUGGUAAAACAUUAAGUUUAGAACAGCAUUAUAAUGUCAUUACGUUUUCUGGAUUUUGAGUAGUAGUAAAUAUCUACCAUUGUAUCCAAUUUAAGUAGUUCUGAGAUUUAUCUGUGAUCAGUCCAAUGACCCCCUCUGUAUCCCCCCCCUAAUAAUAUUGCUUUGUUUCUGUGACCUGAAAUACCUACUGUAAAACAUCAAUAUGUGGUGAGUGGCAUCUUAAGUUUGAAUUGACAAGAAACAAAGCUCGUACAUAAUUGCUGCAUAUGUCAAUGCAAAUUAAAUUGCAAUACACUGUAUUGGAGUCAAAUCUGAAUUGGUAUGAGUAGAUGACGGUUGGGCUGACUCUGUGUUGAAAGAAAGUGCAUUUUGUCCAUUUAGUCAAACUUUAUUGAUAAGUUCCUGCAUGACUGCUGAUGGUGGAUAUUCAUUCAUUCAUGGUUUGUUGAGAUGAACAUAUCCAUCCUUUUUUUUUAUCCUACCUGUAACAUUUACCUGAAUAAAGUGAAUCCCAGCUGG